This is a messenger RNA of Wyeomyia smithii (pitcher-plant mosquito), 1150 nucleotides long. RefSeq names its product arylalkylamine N-acetyltransferase 1-like. The record is from RefSeq and is a predicted model, not a curated record. The transcript is spliced from 2 exons. The coding region runs from base 277 to 909 and encodes 210 amino acids. NCBI's taxonomy places the organism in Eukaryota, Metazoa, Arthropoda, Insecta, Diptera, Culicidae. Gene Ontology annotation, molecular function: N-acetyltransferase activity.
ACAACGCAAAAAUUAUGAGAUCGUUUAUACUGUGCGUUUCUCUUAACAAAAACCUUUCAUUAAGUGUUAUUUUGAAUUGCAAUUAUUAAUAAUAUUGCGCAAUUGUCGUAUAUUCGUACGUUAAGAGUUGUGCCUCAGGACGGUGAUUAUAUUGAUUAAACCUGUAUGUCUAUAUUAUGUGUCGUACGCGUGCAAAGUGAUAAGAUAAACGUUGCCAUUCAAAAAUAAAUAUAAAGCAUAAGUUGCUGUUUAGCUGUAAUACGACUUACUCUCACGAUGGACUCUAUAUCGUUUAUUUCUGCAAGACCGGAAGAAUCGGAAGCAAUUCGAAAAUUUGUGCUGGAUUACUUUUAUGCUUACGAGCCUACAAAUUUGGCGUAUAUCUACGGUAAAGAACCAGCUGCCGAAGAUGUGGAAUUCUCCAUUAAAUUUCUAAACCAUGGACUAGGUGUUGCUGCUGUCAACCGUCAAGGAACCAUUGUCGGAAUAUCGCUGGGCUACAUUGGAGCGGUAGACGAUGCUGCGGCAAUGCGUGAUGCGGCGAAUCGAUCGAAGGACGAAAAGUUUUGUGACAUAAUGAGAUUUUUGUCGGUAGUUCAGGAUGGUGCAGAUAUUAAGGGAAAAUUUGGAGUGACUAAGAUAUACGAGAUUCAAAUGUUGGCAGUACAUCCGGAUUAUCGGGGUCGUGCAAUUGGCUCUGCGCUAACUAAAAAACAGAUCGAAAUUGCCAAAGAGCGUGGAUUCGAAGCAGUGUAUGCGGACUGUUCUAGUGUUUAUUCGGCUAAAAUCAUGGAAAGACUUGGCUUUGAAUGUGUUCACGAGAUUGCAUUCGCUGACUACCGCAAUCAUCGAAGCGUGCAGAUUUUCAAACCAGUCGACGAAAUUCAUACGGAUCACGCUCCCAGCUGAUGCCUGCUGAUGUUUGCGUGUCGUCGAUUACGCUGCUUGAUGAUGGCAUACGGGGUAGAAAGGCUUGUUCUCAGGUUACAGAUAAAAGUUGAUGAGAUUAUACUGCAAUAAAUGACAGCAAAAGAAAAAACAAAAACUAAUUUGUCGAUAAUGCAUGACGCAUGAGUAAAAAGCGGGCAGCAUGCGAACAGAUAUAAAAGGGCUCGACUUUGCGCAUUAGUACCGUGUCGCUCGCGGAUGG